AUGAGAUCUCUUCCGGCUUGGGCAUCUGCGUGCACUCGUGCAGGACAAUAUCGAGGCCCAGCGAGGGCCUACAGUUCCCAACCACGGCAUGACUUUUCAGCCAAAAAGGAUCCUGGCGAUCCGCUACGUAUCCUCUUCUGCGGUUCCGAUGCUUUCAGCACCGCUUCUUUAAGGGCCCUGCACGCGUACUCACAGUCAUCGGAGAGCAACAUACUCUCCAUCGAUGUCGUGACCAAGACAGAUAAGCGGACUGGCCGCGGCCUGAAAAUCGUCAAGCCGCCGGCUAUCAAACCCGUCGCGCUGGACUUAGCUCUGCCACUGCAUCAGAUCGAUACAUUUACAGGAUGGAACCCUCCCAAGUACCUCACAGGUGGCGUGCCAUCCAUCAACUUGGUGAUAGCUGUCUCAUUUGGACUGUUGAUCCCGCCGAGAAUCCUGAACAACGCAAAGUAUUCAGGUCUCAAUGUCCACCCUUCAAUGCUUCCCGACCUGCGUGGAGCUGCCCCUAUCCAAUGGACCAUCGUUCAUGGCCGCAGAACGACUGGAGUGUCGCUGCAGACUCUACAUCCUAGAAAAUUCGACGAAGGGGUCGUGCUAGAUCAAACCCCCUCGCCGGGCUUGAGCAUCCCCAAUCCAGACACCAUCAAUGUCACAGAACUGACGCAUCUACUCGCGCCAGUCGGAGCGAAAAUGCUGGUCGAAGCUCUCCGUAAUCGACUCUACAUUCCUCCUUACACCUCUGUUCAGGCGCACAGUGAACCCCCAAUGCAUGUUUCGUAUGCUCCCAAGAUCACGCCGCACAUGUGCGCCAUCGAUUUCAACGCGCUCACCGCAACAGAAAUCCUUAGACGCGGAAGGGCAUUCAAACCAUUGUAUGCUCUGGCAAAGCGUCCGUCAGAGCCCGGCCGCUUGUCCAGAAUCAAGUUCGGACCAGAUAUGAGAGCUUCUCGCGUGGAAGAUAUCCCGGAAGUGAUGAAGGCGGAAAUUGAGUCUAUUCCUAAUGGUCUUCCAUAUGCAAUCAUUGACAUACAUGAGACUGUGGAUCAAAGCUCCAGGCCUCUGGUGGUCAAUGCCCUCUCAACGGAGAAGAAGCUGGAUCGCCGUGUGGUGCUCCCAACAAUCACAGUUUCUUCAAUGAAGACGGGUUACGGAGCUGCUGCUGCUGCUCGUGCCGGGUUCUUCACGGAGCCAGUCACAGUCGAGAGAUACAAGUUGUACCGGUUCUCCGAACCACUAUCUAUACCAACAGUUUCAGGCGACCAUAAAGCCUGA
Messenger RNA from Capronia epimyces CBS 606.96, 1272 nucleotides. RefSeq lists its product as uncharacterized. Bases 1 to 1272 code for a protein of 423 amino acids. Gene Ontology annotation, molecular function: methionyl-tRNA formyltransferase activity. Gene Ontology annotation, cellular component: mitochondrion. Gene Ontology annotation, biological process: biosynthetic process; conversion of methionyl-tRNA to N-formyl-methionyl-tRNA. The record is from RefSeq and is a predicted model, not a curated record. The transcript has a single exon. Lineage: Eukaryota; Fungi; Ascomycota; Eurotiomycetes; Chaetothyriales; Herpotrichiellaceae.